This is a messenger RNA of Pichia membranifaciens NRRL Y-2026, 2300 nucleotides long. RefSeq lists its product as hypothetical. Gene Ontology annotation, cellular component: cytosol; cytoplasm. NCBI's taxonomy places the organism in Eukaryota, Fungi, Ascomycota, Pichiomycetes, Pichiales, Pichiaceae. Bases 238 to 2010 code for a protein of 590 amino acids. The record is from RefSeq and is a predicted model, not a curated record. Gene Ontology annotation, molecular function: tRNA binding; ATP binding; lysine-tRNA ligase activity. Gene Ontology annotation, biological process: lysyl-tRNA aminoacylation. The transcript has a single exon.
GCCCUCCCCCUCGUGAAGAGAAUGAAAAAUUUUUGCCAACAGGCCGAACUUGGCGUUUUUGGGCCGAUCGCCGCAAUCCGUCGAAAAUUUUUUCGGUGGUGUCGCUGACUGAUUGAGUCGACGGUAGGACUGAAGAAGGUUGGAGCUGGAGAAGACCGACCAAUCGGGGUAGAUAACAGGACACAGGCGUCAGAUUGCGGGCCCGUUGUUUGAAGAUCAGCAGAACCAAUAAGAAACAUGUCUGACUCUACUGAAAAGCAAGUGGAGCAAGUCGCCGAAGGCUUGCAAAAGACCUACUUGGACGAACCAAGCGGUGAAUACGUCUCGAAAUCCGAGCUGAAGAAGAGACAAAAGUUGAGAGCUCUUGAAUUGAAGAAGGCAGAGAAGGCCAAGAACGCAGCAGCAACAGCACCAAAGAUCUCCAAGCAAAUCGAUGAGUUGGCAAACGUGAAUCCAGCACAGUACUACGAGAUCAGAUCUGCUCAAAUCAAUGGUUUGAGACAACCACACACGGAAAACAACCCUUACCCACACAAGUUCCAUGUCUCCAGCGAGUUCGAGCCUUUCAUCAAGGAGUACAGCCACUUAAAGAAGGGCGAGACUCUUCCAGAUGUCAAGGUCACCAUUGCAGGUAGAAUCAUGGUCAAGAGAGAAGCCGGCCAAAAGUUGAAGUUUUACAACUUGCAGAACAACGGUGUCAACCUUCAAGUCAUGGCCCAAGCGCAAGAUGCCGAGGGAGAUUACGCCGAGAUGCACAAGCUUUUGAGAAGAGGUGACAUCAUCGGUGUUGAAGGUUACCCAGGUAGAACCAAUCCUUCCAAGGGUGGUGAAGGUGAGCUAUCGGUUUUCGCUACCAAGGUCAAGCUCUUGACUCCAUGUCUCCACAUGUUGCCAACCGAGCAUUACGGUUUCAAGGACCAAGAAGCAAGAUACAGAAAGAGAUACUUGGACUUGAUCAUGAACAAGAGAUCCAGAGAGAUCUUCCUUGCUAGAUCCAAGAUCAUCCAAUACAUCAGAAGAUUCUUGGACACGAGAGACUUCAUUGAAGUUGAGACCCCAAUUUUGAACGUCAUUGCUGGUGGUGCCACGGCAAAGCCUUUCCUCACUCACCACAACGAUUUGGACAUGGAAAUGUUCAUGAGAAUUGCGCCAGAGCUUUACUUGAAAGAAUUGGUUGUCGGUGGUUUGGAAAGAGUCUACGAGAUCGGAAGACAAUUUAGAAACGAAGGUAUUGAUAUGACACACAACCCAGAAUUCACCACCUGUGAAUUCUACCAGGCUUACGCUGAUGUCUACGAUUUGAUGGACAUGACCGAAUUACUGUUCUCAGAGAUGGUCAAGGACAUCACCGGUGAUUACAAGGUCAAAUACCAACCAGAGGGUCCUGAAGGUGAAACAUUGACCUUAGACUUCUCGAGACCAUGGAAGAGAGUCAACAUGAUUGAAGAAUUGGAAAGAAUUUUCGACGUCAAGUUCCCAUCAGCAGAUACCUUCCACACUCAAGAAUUCAAUGUUUUCUUGAAGAACAUCUUGGUCAAACACAAGCUCGACUGUCCUCCACCUUUAACCAACGCAAGAAUGUUGGACAAGCUUGUUGGUGAAAUCGAAGACGCUUCGAUCAACCCAACCUUCAUUUUCGGUCAUCCUCAAAUCAUGUCCCCAUUGGCCAAGUAUGAUAGAAAGAUCCCAGGUUUAUGCGAAAGAUUCGAAGUUUUUGUCGCCACCAAGGAAAUCGCCAACGCUUACACAGAAUUGAACGAUCCAUUUGACCAAAGAGCCAGAUUCGAAGAGCAAGCUAACCAAAAGGCACAAGGUGAUGAUGAAGCUCAACUGAUCGAUGAGACCUUUUGUAAUGCUUUGGAAUACGGUUUACCACCAACUGCCGGUUGGGGUUGUGGUAUUGACAGAUUGGCCAUGUUCUUGACCAACUCCAACACUAUCAGAGAAGUUCUUCUAUUCCCAACCUUGAAGCCAGAUGCCCUUGUCAAGGGUGCUGAAGAAAAGAAGUAAGUUAGAUCAACAUUCAAAUGUGCUUAACUCACCUCUUUGUUCUUCAUGUCUCGUAUGUUCUAUAACCCUUUUUUAAUAUAUAUCAUAUUAUUAAUAUAAAUAAUAUUAUUACUAUCUUACAAAGAAAAUUGUCCAUCUCCCCUCUAUUUGGUGAUCUUCAAUUGUCCCUUUCUCUUCAAUUCCAAUGCCUUUUUGUAUGGAGGAGCUGUAGGGGACUGAACAGGAUCUAAGCUCAAAGUUUUCAAGUUCUCAUCCAAUGCAUAAGUAGCAUCAGAAUCAACCGAGUUUAA